CGUCUCAUGUUGAAUUUCGUUGUUUUUAUUCCUACAGGAAGUGCAGAAGCACUCUGUCCACACGCUUGUGUUUCGUUCUUUGAAAAGGACACAUGAAAUGUUUGUAUCAGAUCAUGCAAAACCAGUAGCGCUGGACGAACAGAGCUACAAGACGAAGAUGACCGUGAUGAUGAGAGCAGAAUACAAAGUAGUGUUACACAUGCCUGUGCUGAAAGAGGGCAGAGACAGAGGGCCACUCCACGCCUCUCACCCAUAUGGCCAGCCGGGAUACCCACUGCCUGACGCUGGUCCAGAUUACUUGGUGACAGGAACUCAUCCAUAUCCAUCAUCUCCAGGAGUGGCCUUCACUGCAGAUACACAGAUACAGAAGAUGCCCAGUGAAGCAGGUGUUCACUCCAUGGCUCUGGCCCUUCCUUCCUCUCAAGCAAGGCAGGAAGCCAGUCGAACUGCAGCAAGUGAGGCAGAUAUCCACAGACAUGCAGGAGGUGCAGAGAGAUCUCAACCCCCACAACACGCGCUGUCUCUCAUGGAAGGAGGCACAACGACUUCUACACUGGUGCCAAGAAAGGCUCCUACCAUGCCCAGACCUCAGUGGCAUCCACCAUGGAAACUGUACAGAGUCAUUAGUGGCCAUCUGGGCUGGGUCAGAUCUAUAGCAGUGGAGCCUGGAAACCAGUGGUUUGUGACUGGAUCGGCAGACAGAACUAUAAAGAUCUGGGAUCUUGCCAGCGGUAAGCUGAAGUUGUCUCUGACAGGUCACAUCAGCACGGUGAGAGGGGUGGCUGUCAGCACACGCAGCCCUUACCUCUUCUCCUGCGGGGAGGACAAGCAGGUUAAAUGCUGGGAUCUAGAGUACAACAAGGUUAUUAGGCACUAUCACGGUCAUCUGAGUGCAGUGUAUGACCUUGACCUCCAUCCUACCAUUGACGUUCUGGUGACCUAUAGUCGAGAUGCCACAGCGAGAGUUUGGGACAUCAGGACCAAGGCAAAUGUCCACACCCUUUCUGGACACACCAACACAGUGGCUACAGUCAAAUGUCAAAGUGCCGAGCCACAGGUGAUUACAGGAAGUCAUGACACCACCAUAAGACUCUGGGAUCUGGUUGCUGGCAAAACAAGAGCCACACUGACAAACCACAAGAAGUCUGUCAGAGCAUUGGUGCUCCAUCCCAGACAGUAGGUUGCUUAUGUAACAUUACUUUAAGUGAAC
Molecule: messenger RNA, 1210 nt
Organism: Sinocyclocheilus grahami
Lineage: Eukaryota; Metazoa; Chordata; Actinopteri; Cypriniformes; Cyprinidae
Product: pleiotropic regulator 1-like
Exons: 12
Coding region: 98-1180 (360 amino acids)
Biological process (GO): mRNA splicing, via spliceosome
Cellular component (GO): catalytic step 2 spliceosome; precatalytic spliceosome; Prp19 complex
Molecular function (GO): protein binding
Source: RefSeq, a predicted model, not a curated record